AACCUCCCGCCAAAACAUAUUGCCGCGCCAUUGCCAUUCAUCACUCCUAUAUCUUCAGCGUUUUCACUCUUACAUUUGUCGAGUUAACCCUAGAUCCAAUUCUCUCUUCUCUCCACCGCGGCACCACCGAAUCCAACCUUAUCCAAGGUUGCAAAGUGCUUUGUACAUUUGCUGGGCCGGACAAUUAAGUGGUUUGAAAUUCUCAUGUCAAACCUAGGAAGAGAAAACCGAAUGAAGCGGUGUAGUCAUCUUCAUUAUAUCAAAACUUUCAAAGGUGGGUUUGUUACAGAAGUCCUUAAUGUAACUCGUGGGAGACCAAAACUUAAAUUCAAAAAUCUUUCAGAUAUACAUGAACGCGAGAGUUUGUUGUCUGAUGAUGAUGAUGAUGAGGCAAAGGCUGUAAGGUUGUGCAUUGAUGUAAUGGAGGAAGGAAUAGUGAAAACUGAAUCUGAUGUUUGGGCAUGUGAUGAUGAUGGUGAUGUUCAGACAAUCCAUAACAUGGAUGAUGAGGUUGGUGGAGAUGAUGAUAUUUCCAUUUUAACACUCAAGCAAAUUAAAGAUGUCUGCAAAACAAGGAAGAGAAAACGCUCACAAGGUCUCGACUCUUUGAACAUAAAAAUAAAAAUUGAUGAUCCAUCAUCCCCGGAAGACCACAUGGAAAAGCAGCAAACAGAAGAUGAUCCUGAUUUCAUGGAGACUCUCAGUAUCUUGAAAACUAAAUUAUCAAAGAAUAUGAAGACCAAGAAGAAGAAGUGCGUGAAGGACCACCCAAUGUCGUCCCCAAAGAUUGUGCCAGUUGACCAAUCAGAAGAGAUACUAGACGGUCAAGAGUUCUCACCCUCUAGUGGAGAUUCAACUGGUCUUGCUGAAGUUAAAUUUGAUUGUCCUGAAAGUGAUUGUUUCAAUGGGCAAGAUGACUGUUCCGGUAGAGAAAGUAAAGAAGACCACUCAAUGUCUUCCCAAGAGGCUGUGCUAGUUGACCAAUCAGAAGAGAUACUAGAUGGUCAAGAGUUCUCACCCUCUAGUGGUGAUUCAGCUGCGCCUGUUGAAGUUAAAUAUGAUUGUCCUGAAAAUGAUAGUUUCGAUGGGCCAGAUGACUGUUCCGGUAUAGAAAGUAAAGAAGACCACUCAAUGUCUUCCCAAGAGGCUGUGCUAGUUGACCGAUCAGAGGAGAUACUAGAUGGUCAAGAGUUUUCACCCUCUAGUGGUGAUUCAGCUGCCCCUGUUGAAGUUAAAUUUGAUUGUCCUGAAAAUGAUUGUUUCGACGGGCCAGAUGGCUGUUCCGGUCGAGAAAGUAAAGAAGACCACCCAAUGUCUCCCCAAGAGAUUGUGCUAGUUGACCAAUCAGAAGAGAUACUAGAUGGUCAAGAGUUCUCUCCCUCUAGUGGAGAUUCAGCUGCUCCUGUUGAAGUUAAAUUUGAUUGUCCUGAAAAUGAUUGUUCCGACGGGCCAAAUGACUAUUCCGGUAGAGAAAGUAAAGAAGACCACCCAAUGUCUUCCCAAGAGAUUGUGCUAGUUGACCAAUCAGAAGAGGUACUAGACGGUCAAGAGUUCUCGCCCUCUAGUGGAGAUUCAGGUGCUCCUGUUGAAAUUAAAUUUGAUUGUCCUGAAAAUGACUGUUCCGAUGGGCCAGAUGACUGUUCCGGUGGAGAAAGUAAAGAAGACCACCCAAUGUCCUCCCAAGAGAUUGUGCUAGUUGACGAAUCUGAAGAGAUACUAGACGGUCAUGAGUUCCCACCGUCUAGCAGGGAUUCAGCUGCUGUUGUUGAAGUGAAUUUUGAGCGUCUUGAGAAUGAUUGUUUCAAUGAGCCAGAUGACUGUUCUGGUAAAGAAAGUAAAGAAGACACAGAAAUAACUCCAGAGUGGAAUUUGCAGAAUGAAUUUUUAAAUAACAAAUGGAUUGACUUUUUUCAUGUUCCACUACGGAUGGUGAAGCCAUCUGAUAAGGAUAUUGUUAUAAGUAAUUCUGAUGAACUAAGCAGCAACCAGUUUGCAAGCUUUCCUGCAAUUGAAUUUGAAGACCACAAUAACUCUGAUAUUUUUGACAAUCAACUUGAUGAUGACGCUGAUGUACCAGUCUCACCACCUGAAGUGGCUAGUGAUAAAGAUCUUGACUUUGUAGGUCUGGAGGUUAGAGAUGAUAAUACUUUACUCACUGAUUGCAGUGAAGAUGAAUAUACAGCUGUUGCUGAGAUUCUAUAUAACUCCUGCUCCACUAAUGAACAUGGACUCAAUCCUGAUGGGUAUCUGGUUUGUCGCUCAGAUGAUUCACCUGAAUACGAGAAGCAAUCAUUUGCUUCCGAAGGUGAUGAUGACAUUGGUACACUAGUCUCACCACCUAAAGUGGCUAGUCAUGAUUUGGAGCUUAGAGAUGAUAAUACUUUACUUGAUGACUGCAGUAAAGAUGAAUCUACAGAUGGGGCUGAGGUUCAGGAUAAACUCUGCUCCACUACUGAACAAGGCCUCAAUCCAGAUGGAUGUCCGGUUCGUCUCUCUGACGAUUCACCUGAAUACGACGCGAAGCAAUCUUUUGUUUCCUUAUAUGAUGGUGAGAGGAUACAUGUUAAAGAGGCUACUGAUGAAUUGACUUCUUGUGAUGAACAUGAAGGUAGUUCAAAGCUGCAUGGUCCUGAAAGGUUAUUGUCAACCAGAAAGGCCAUUUCACCAUCUUCUCAGGAAAAGCUCUGCAAGGCCAUGGAGACCAUUGAUAUCAGUCAUAGAAACAAUCUAAAAUGCAAAGGAAAACUACAGUUUACAGAGCCGACUGAUAAGAAUGGUGAUGCAGAAAGGCCUAGUGUUGUCUCGAGAACUGCAGUUACUAAUAACCCUAACAAAAAUAGAGUUAUUCCAAAGACUUCUAGAAGUGGUUCCAAUCUUCAGGGCGCUUCCAAGAUUCGUAAUUCUUCUCGUUCAGCAACUCAUCUGGGGUGCAGCACUCUACAGAAUUGCUCGAAAAGUGCUAUUGCAUUUUCAAAGCAGCAGAUGCAUGAUGCAGAGAGUCUCACUAUGAAACUCACAAAAGAGUUGAAUUCAAUGAAGGAAAUUAUGGAUGACAUGUUAAGAUCUGAGUUCUGUCUAAAUACAUCUUUGAGAUAUAAAGUAAACGAGGCAAGAAUGGCAGUCAAGAAUGCUACAAAAGCUGAAGAAGGUGCAAAACGGUGGCUGUCUUUCAUGUCAAGGGAUUGCAACCGUUUCUGUAAAAUAAUGAAAUUAGCCGACAGUAGUUCUUCAACUCCACAAAAUGUAGUCUCACCUCCACAAGAUGUAGUGCGUAAAGGGAAAAAAAUAGCAUUCGCUGAUGAAGCAGGUGGAAAGCUGUGCCAGGUUAGGUUCUAUGAGGAUGAUGAGGGACAUUUGCCAGAAUCUAAGUGAAAGGGAGGGAAUGUUGCUUUUAUAACGGGUUGUUUUCUGUAUAUUAACCUUCUUAAUACUUGUAUUACUAAUAAGAUUGAUUGGUUAGAAAUGUUUUAUACUUGAUAGACAAAGGGAAUUAUUGCAGCAAGUUCAUUCACUUGAUACUUUAUAUCCGGCCGAGUUGAAUCAAAUUUUCAAUGACUUAAUUCUUUA
Molecule: messenger RNA, 3567 nt
Organism: Medicago truncatula (barrel medic)
Lineage: Eukaryota; Viridiplantae; Streptophyta; Magnoliopsida; Fabales; Fabaceae
Exons: 7
Coding region: 205-3372 (1055 amino acids)
Source: RefSeq, a predicted model, not a curated record